Messenger RNA from Plodia interpunctella (Indianmeal moth), 2890 nucleotides. It is a transcript of the gene NGR-B2, whose product is annotated as Pigment-dispersing factor receptor. Bases 158 to 1906 code for a protein of 582 amino acids. The record is from RefSeq and is a predicted model, not a curated record. Gene Ontology annotation, molecular function: G protein-coupled peptide receptor activity. The transcript is spliced from 16 exons. Gene Ontology annotation, cellular component: plasma membrane. NCBI's taxonomy places the organism in Eukaryota, Metazoa, Arthropoda, Insecta, Lepidoptera, Pyralidae. Gene Ontology annotation, biological process: cell surface receptor signaling pathway; adenylate cyclase-modulating G protein-coupled receptor signaling pathway.
GGCAAAGUGAGUCUAUCCAUCAUUCGCGAUUUGCGCCGCGGUCGGCACAUUGUCGGACCGUUGCCGGCUGCUCUCGCGCGCGACUUCGAAACUUUCUGAGCGCUACAGAGCUCACGCCAUAUCUUUGCGAAGAACCGAGCGGAAGGCUUUCCUGAAAAUGGGUUCCAACGUCAACGGCGGCAGCGGCUUGGUGGGAGCUGUACGCAGGGGAUUAGACAGGCAGAUAUUUCCUCCGCUUGUUUUAAUGAAGAAUAGAGGAGGGCCACUUAAACAGCAAAUUAUGACGACGGCGUCACCGAGAGCGGAGGCUUGCAAACAACGAUUCGCAAACAUAACUCUGAAUAAAGAUGCCAUUUACUGCGCGGCCAUAGAUGAUGGAUACCUAUGUUGGCCCCCCACCCUGCCUGGGGAUUCCAGUUACCAACAAUGCCCUAAUACCAGACUUAGUGACACGAAUAAUAUAGCGUUCAGGACGUGCGGCGCAAACGGGAUAUGGCUUGACCGCAAAAAUAGGGAAAGCAACCCUGCGGGGUGGACCAAUUACACCCCGUGCUUCCCCCCGGAUGUAAGGAGUCUCUUAACAAAAGUAUAUAAUAAAGAGGAUGAAGCACAGGAAAAAUUCCUCACAGCAGAACGAACGCGAACAUUGGAAAUCAUCGGAUACUCUUUAGCGUUCGUCGUCUUGGUCGGGUCACUUGUAAUUUUUUCACGUUUCCCGAGACUUAAAAAUACAAGGACUAAAAUACAUAAGAACUUGUUUGCUGCUAUGACAACCCAGGUGUUCAUUAGACUGGUGUUGUACUUUGACCAAGCUGUUGCCAGAACAAGGAUAGCUUAUGGAGUCUCCAGCGAAAAUUCCUGGUCUGUUGAAAAUUAUCCCUAUUUAUGUAUUGGAUUAUAUACAAUGCUGGAAUGUACUGUUAGUUCCACGUUCAUGUGGAUGUUUAUCGAGGGGUUGUACCUUCACAAUUUCGUUACACGUAAUUGCAUGCGCGAACACCGGCCCUUCGCCAUUUACUACGCCAUUGGGUGGGGUUUGCCUAUCUUAAUAACUGGAGUAUGGGCUGUGAUGACGCACUUUUAUUAUGUCAACCAACCAUAUAACUGCUGGUAUGGCUACAAUUUCACGUUACUGUAUUGGAUCAUACAAGGUCCGAUAUCGGCUAUAAUAUUCAUAAAUUUUUUAUUUCUAAUAAAUAUAAUCAAAGUAGUGAUUACAAAAGUAGGACGGACUGAGAGUAAUGAGUUGGUUAAAGCAAGGAAAGCUGUCAAAGCAGCACUUGUGUUGCUUCCAUUAUUAGGGAUAACGAACAGUUUGAACAUGAUAGAACCGCCCCUCGACUCGGUAUGGUGGUUCCGUGUUUGGAGUUACACGACGCAUUUCCUGAGGUCAUUCCAAGGAUUUUUUGUGGCUAUCAUCUACUGUUUUAUGAAUAACGAGGUCCGCGCCGCGAUAACAAAAUAUUUUGAGGACCGACAGGCCAUGCGCAGUGCGGGGACGAGACGGGGUGGCCAGUCCCAAUCGGAACAUAACAGCUGGUCGAUGUGCAGCUGCUUCAAGCGCCAGGAAGAAGACUUGGAGAUGGGCCCUAUGCCGGGGACUCCCCACCCUUCUGCUACGGCGCCUAUGAAUGAGAACAUACGAUUCAUAUUCGACAGCAUUAAUCAGGAGGCUGCUGAAAUGGGCCUCCAAGUCAACAACCAGGCUGGGGAAUUUCGCGAGCGCCUUAACCCGUAUAAAACCAGGCGUCCAGCGAUUCGUCGUCCAAAAACUGAUGCUUCACCCAAAAAUUCUGCAUUGAAUGACAAGGCGGAUGAAUCCUCGCGUCAGGUGGUGUUUUAUCGGGUGAACAUACCGGGUACAACCCAGUUGCCGCCUGUUUCUGUUACUCUCGAGAUGGAGUAAUAAUCUUUAAAAAAAAAAAGUUUAUUUGUGUAGGUAGUCAGUUUACUAAAACUGACGCCGAUUGAUGUUUAUCGUUCAUGUCAAUUUUAUGUCGUAAAAUUUGAAGAUAUCACAAAAAUAUUUUAAAAUAAUUCAUGUUAUAUCCAAAAUUCAAUAUUUAAUACAAUUCCAAUAGGGUAAAAGCGCUAUAGUUGCAGCGCCGGGAGAAAUUUACCACCAUUUUUAAGUGUCUCUUCUAAGUUUAGAAAAAAAAUAUAUUAGAAACCUGAACCAAGUUUCAACAAUAGUUCUCAACAAUUUCGGAAAAAAGUGGCUAUGACAUACGGACGGACAUGACGAAUAUUGCCUUUGCCAUUAGGCCACGGAACCCUGACAACCCCCUAACUCGCAACAAGCGUUAGUAGGAACGGCCGUCACGCCGCACAUUACUUACGCGGAGAACAUUCGCAUGAUGGCGGCACGUUUCGUUCAUCCGAAUAUUUCACCUCAAAUAUUUUGCAUUGUAUAAUUUUAUGAUUCGUAACAAAUUCCGAUGUAAUAUUUAAUUAAGCAAUGUACUGGUUCAUUGAAAAAAUACAUGAGCAAAUGCUCGUGUAUUAAUUCAAUCCCUAUUAAAAAAAUACAGUUGCCCUGAAUUAUGGAUCCCCGCCAUUUUACGAUAACUUCAUUCCAAAUUUAAUAGCUAGCUAAGGCAUCAUUGUUUUUAUAAUACCUACUUUUAAAACUUUUUAAUGUUUAUUGUAAAACUUUUAAUGAAUUUAUUUAUUUAUGUAAUAGGUAGGUAUUGUGUGAAUUUUAGUUCUUGUUUGGCCAGGCCUGAUUUUAAGUAUUGAUUUGGUAAAAAGGUUGGUUUUCAAGUGUUCCUGAGCUUAGUUUUAGAACUGUUUUUUUUUAAUAUUCUAUCUGUUAUAUUUUAUGUAUAAUUAUAUUUAUAUUUGGACUUUUUAGUGCAACUGAAACGCUUUAAAUGAUUGUGGUAUUAGA